Penicillium egyptiacum is the source of this 841-nucleotide messenger RNA. Lineage: Eukaryota; Fungi; Ascomycota; Eurotiomycetes; Eurotiales; Aspergillaceae. The record is from the annotation of a GenBank genome assembly.
AUGGUUCAGGAUGAUGGAGAACAACAACAUGGGCAUACGCAGCAGCGUCAGCGUUAUUUAAGCCCUAUUGAUGAAGAAGGCAGUGUUUUUGAGAGCAGGGUUUUCUUCACGCCUGAGGGUACCCCCAGCCGAGCUCGAGGGCGUGGUGAAGCACAGCAAAGAUAUGGUAUUUCUACCCUAAGAGCGACCAGGUCACCUAGCUCUGGUCACCCUUUCCAGGGGAAUAGAGGCCAGGCCCGGCGGAUGCUGGAAACACCAGGCAACCAGCGAAUGCCGCGCUUCAACCAGGGCAACUCAAACCGGGGCAAUGAGCAACAAACACCACAAUCCAGCCAGGAUAACCGCUCAAACCAGGGCGAUCAGCAGCGACAGGCACCGCACUCCAGCCGCUCUAAUCGCUCCAACCAAGACAAUCAGUGGCAGACUCCGCACUCCAGCCGCUCCAAUCGCUCCAACCAGGACAAUCAGCGGCAGACACCACAAUCCAGCCGCUCCAAUCGCUCCAACCAGGACAAUCAGCGACAAACACCACAAUCCACCCAGGGUAACCGCUCCAACCAGGGCAAUCAGCGGCAGACACCACAAUCCAGCCGCUCCAAUCGCUCCAAUCAGGACAAUCAGCGGCAACGGACACCACAAUCCAGCCAGGGCAGACAACCCAACCAAGGCGAUCAGCAGCGACAGACACCACAAUCCACCCAGGGCAACCGCUCGAACCAAGACAAUCAGCGACAGACACCACAAUCCACCCAGGGUAGCCGCUCGAUCCAAGGCGAUCAGCGGCAACGGACACCACAAUCCAGCCAGGGCAGACAACCCAACCAAGGCGAUCAGCAGCGAC